ACAGCUAGCGGCUUGGAAGGAGAAGCAAGAAGCUGUGAAGCAAGAAGCUGUGAAGAAUCUAGAAAAGAGAUGAAGAAGGAAGCUAAAGAUUUUGUUUACAGGUCUGUAACCUGGGAUGGUGAGAGUUUUAUUUUUCAGGUUGACAGGCACUGGAGGAGAUACGGCCAUGACCCCACUAGGUGGUGAUGAUAGCCUCAAUAAUGGCUGCAUAGGCAGUCAUUUAAUAUAACUGCAUAUAGCAUAGAGAUAUUUCAUAUAAUAUAAAGGAACUGAUCAGCCAUUGAGCACAACCCCCCCCCCCAACAACUUACCAUCUAAAAUGCAACAAAUACAAUCUAUUGGAAAAUUGUUUAGGCACAGGGGUGUCACAGACAGUAUCCAGACAGGAGGCUUCACAGGACUGAAAUUUGAGGAAGGGUUUGAUGAAAAGAGAAUGAAAAUAUAAGGCACUACAUGAAUGAGGCAUAGGGAGUAUGAAUGACAGUGCAGAGGCAAGAGUGGGAGGCACAUACAGGCAGGAAGUAAGGGGCAGUUUUUGCUGAAACUGGCAGCUAAUGAGAUAAUGUUGGAAUAUGACUGGAGGGUGAACUGACUGCUGUUAUGACUACCAAAAAUUGUUUGUUUGCUGUCUUCUGAGAUUCUCAUUGGCUGGCUAGUUUUUCAGCCCUGGUAGAGCAGGUAUAUCUAGCAGUUCUCCAGAGCCAGGAGAGUGAGAAAGCAGCAAGCACAGAUCAUCGGUCAGAACAUGAGAAUGGAUCUGAAGAUGCACCUAGUCCUUCUUGCAUCUCUCCUUUAUUCUACUGUAGCCUUCCCUAUUCCGGACUAUGAAGGUCAUGCUAACACAACAGGAAAUCAUAUACAGAGUUCUGAAAAAGAGGAUGAAUAUGAAAGAGAGCUGGCUACAAAGUCUGACUCCCAGGAGGAGGCUGAUUUUAAUCAAAUUUUGAAAGCUAACAAAGAUAGUUCCCAGUUCUUGCUUGAAGGUGACAUUGUUGCAACAAGGAGCCGCAGUGCUAUGGGCUGUCCAAGUAACUCAUGUUUUUGGCCCCAGGCCAGCGAUGGGAUUGUCCAUGUCCCCUAUGUCUUGUCCUCUGAUUAUGAUGAGAAUGAGAGAAAAACAUUUGCUGAAGCCAUUGCAGAAUUUGAAACUUUGACUUGUAUUCAUUUUGUGGGGCGCAAGACAGAAAAGGACUAUAUAGAUAUUAAAUCUGAAAAGGGCUGCUGGUCUUACUAUGGAAAAAUUGGAGGUGCACAGACAUUGUCUUUGAUGAAGCAAGGUUGCAUAUGGAAAGGGGUAAUUCAGCAUGAACUGGACCAUACACUUGGCUUUUUACAUGAACACACUCGAAGUGACAGGGACAAUUACGUGAAGAUUAUGUGGCAGUAUAUUCAUCCAAGUCAUGUAGACAACUUUAAGAAAUACAGUGACUCCAAUAAUCUGGACCUUCCAUAUGACUAUUCUUCAGUGAUGCACUAUAGCGCACACACCUUCUCUAACACCUCUGGGAAAGCAACUAUUGUGGCAAUUCCUGAUGCAUCAGUACCUAUUGGAAAGAAAAAUGGACUGAGUAAUUUGGAUGUGGCCAAAAUUAACAAGCUUUAUAAAUGCAAUCGCUGCAGCACCGUUCUUGAUAAACCAUCUGGGUCUUUGAACUCUUUGAACUACCCAUCAAAAUAUUCAGAUAAUGUCAACUGCAUGUGGCUCAUCCGAAUCCCAUCCAAACAGGUUUUUUUGCAGUUUGAAGGCUUUGAUCUUCAGUCCUCAAAAGACUGUCAGGCUGACUAUAUUAAAGUCUAUGAUGGGGUCAGCAAGUCUUCCAAGGUUCUUCUGGACAAGACGUGUGGGUCAAAUUUGCCUGUAAACUUAACAUCUUCUGGUACAACUAUGCUAAUAGAGUUCGUCACUGAUAGUACCGAAACAGGCACUGGUUUCCAAGCCUCCUAUACUUCUGGUGAGUUGAGCAUACAAACAGGUACAGGGCACAGAACAGGUACAGGGCACAGAAAGAGAAUAUUUCAAGAAGUAAUUAACAGACUUGUGUAGGAAUGACCAUCAUCCUACCU
Molecule: messenger RNA, 2064 nt
Organism: Gavialis gangeticus (Gharial)
Lineage: Eukaryota; Metazoa; Chordata; Crocodylia; Gavialidae
Product: astacin-like metalloendopeptidase
Exons: 12
Coding region: 746-2044 (432 amino acids)
Biological process (GO): proteolysis
Molecular function (GO): zinc ion binding; metalloendopeptidase activity
Source: RefSeq, a predicted model, not a curated record